AUGACCACCCCAACACCACCAACAGAAGCACAAGAAGCAGAAGAACAAGAAGCACCCUUCUACCCCCGCCCCCUCUUCCACCACUCCCCAACCUUCACAGCACCCCUCCCGCUCACGGCCCACGACAUCCACACAAAACUCACCGCGCACCCGCUCUUCGCCGGCCAGAACAUCCUCCACCACAACAACCACCCCGUGCACGUCGUGCGCGUCGUCGGCCUGCUUGUCGCCCUCGACACUUUCGAUAUCCGCCAUGCCCUCGUGCUCGACGACGGCUCUGGCGCCACCAUUGAUGCCAUGAUCUGGCGGCAGCGGCGCGAGGUUGCGGUCGAGCUGCCGGGGGAGGCGGUGGUGGGUUCCGUGCUGGGCGUGGAGGGGGUUGUGGGUGUGUUCAGGGAUGUGCGGCAGGUGGAGGUGCAGAAGCUGUGGGUGCUGCGGGACACGGCGGAGGAGGUGGCGGCGUGGGCGGAGGUGCUGGAGAUGCGCAGGGGGGUGCUGAGUCGGCCGUGGGUGAUAGAGGAGCGGGUGCUGGAGAGGGAGAGGAGGAAGGCGGAGAGGGAGGCGAGGGCGGUGGAGAGGGCUGUUGCGGCAGCCGCGGCUGCGGAGAGGGGGUUUGUGGGGAGGAGGAGGGUGCCGGGACAGACGUUUGAGGUUGUGGUGCCACCAGUGGAGAGGGGGUCUUCGGUGGUGGAUGGGCAGGAGGAUACAGGGAAGGAGAGUGCGCCGAAGGUGAUAAAGUAUAUUGGCCACCGGCGCACAUCGAAACCCCCGGAGGCACCGGUAGAGCCCCCGCGCUCGCCUGUAGAACCUGCGCCAGAAGUAUCGCGAAAGUUCAUUGGCCGCAGAAGGCCCUCGCGACCACCCUCAGAGGUGCCCACGGAGCCUACGCCGGACCCAGAACCGGUACAACCCGCGCUGAGAUAUAUUGGCCACAAACGCACCUCGAGACCUCCGGAGGCGCCGCCUAUAUUAGAAUUCCCGGUACCACCACCCGCUCCAGUCGUACUCGUGCAGGCGACACCACCGACAUUUGUCGGCCGCCGAAGGACAUCGAGACCGCCGGAGGUGCCUGUUCCUAUCGAGCCUGCACCAGAUCCAGCGAUGAAGUAUAUAGGCCGUAGACGGACCUCGAAACCACCAGAGGCGCUCACGGAACGUCCGAUUAAAGAAGAGCCUGUACCAGACACGGCGGUGAAGUUUAUCGGCCGUCGACGAGCGUCAAAGCCGCCGGAGGAGCCGGUGGUUGGAAAAGAACCUGUCGUGGUAGUCGCAGUGUCGAAGUUUAUCGGCCGCAGACGUCCGUCGAAACCGCCUGAGGAACCUCCGGAGCCCCCGGUCAAGGAAGGGCCUGCGGUGGGGGCAGCGCUGAAAUACAUAGGCCACAGACGUACCGGCUCGAAACCGCCAGAACCCCCCGCGGCCGCAGUCGCGCAGAAAUCUACAAAGGUUGUAGCUGUGCCGUCAUAUGCCGGGCAUAAACGUUCAAAGCCCCUCGAACCAGCACCGGCAGCGACGAAGCAAAAAUACGUAGGCCACAAACGGAGCACAACCGUCACAGUCCUAGAACCGGCAUAUCGCGCACUAAAGCGCAUGAGACCGCUACCAGAAGACGACGAGGAGCCAGCAGGCUCGGGAUCUAGAGCCCAGAAGCGCCAAAAGCUACCCAUGCAGCCGUUCUCGUCAUCGUCCGAGUACUGUAGCGGCGGCAGCGGCAGUCAUCGUCGUCCCAGCAGCAAGGCAGCACCUCCGCCGCCGGCAUCAAGUUCUGUAUUUCGCGGGAAACGUCAGACAGAGCCACAGCCACCUAUACUGUCAGCGUCGCAAGUGCCUCAGGAGCUGCUGGACUCCAUCUGUCUCUCCUCGCCCGCUUCCACUCCAGGGUCGAAAGCAUCACCGCCGCCAUCACUCCGCCGCGGCCGCUCGUCGGGAAUGCAUGAAGCCGCACCACCAUCCGCCCAACCACGGCCGCAAGCAACACCACAGACGCAGACGCAGUAUCGUGGCCGCCGGCGCCACCCCAGUGCCCGCAGAUCGGAGCAGUCGAGCUCGCUCACUCCCGUGGGUACGGCGAAGCGUGAAGCGUAUAGGCGUGUCCGCCGCGAGAAGGAGAAUAACAUGAUGACCUCGUCGAUGGACUCCACGACCAGCAUGAGCACGUACCGUGGCAGCGGGCGGUACAGUACACGUGCAAUGACCAGCUCACAGGAGGCGGAGCAGCAGCGGCGGAGCCGGAAACGUAGCAGUAGGGCGUCAAGGAGCUCGCAGGAGGAGGCGGCGUAUGUGCCGUCGGGAAGGCGUAGGGGUGAUGAGGAUCAAGGGGAGAGGAGGCGGACGAGGAGCUCGCAGGAGGCGCCUUAUGUUCCGUCCGCGAAGCGACGGGGUGAAGAGGAGGAUGUGGAGAGACGCAGGACGCGUAGCUCGCAGGAGGAGGUGGAUCAUAGUGGGUUCUGGGGGAGGAGACGGGCGGGAGCGAUGGUUAAUCUCAAGAAGCCGGCUGCGACUGUGGCUGGGAAAAUUGGGUUUGUGGGCAAGCGCCGGAGCACGAUGGCUAUGGAGAGUAGUGGUGGCGGUGGGAAGCGACGGAAACUUAUGCCGGAGCUGGAGGAUGAGAAGGAGAGGCAGAAGGAGAAGGAACGGGAAGAGCAGGACGAGGAGCGAAGGCUGUUGGCUGCGAUAGAACAAUCGCCAUACGUCCCGACACCGCCUCAGAAGGAGGAGCCUGCGCCGACGCCGACGAUGAAGCCGAAGAGUCUGUUUCUGGGGCGCCGGAGAAGCACACUGUUGCAGCUGGAUGAGGAGAUAUCGGACUUUUCGGAUUAUGUGCCGAGUCCUGCUAAUACUGCUCCCAAUACUGCUCCUGCUCCGGCUGCUCCUACUACUGUUAAUCGUGCCCCUGCGAAUCCUGCUCCGGUGGUGUCGAAGUUUGUGGGCAGGCGGAGAAAGUAA
Molecule: messenger RNA, 2946 nt
Organism: Morchella importuna
Lineage: Eukaryota; Fungi; Ascomycota; Pezizomycetes; Pezizales; Morchellaceae
Exons: 1
Coding region: 1-2946 (981 amino acids)
Source: RefSeq, a predicted model, not a curated record